Penicillium manginii is the source of this 2511-nucleotide messenger RNA. Its product is annotated as putative ubiquitin conjugating enzyme. The record is from RefSeq and is a predicted model, not a curated record. The transcript has 4 exons. Bases 1 to 2511 code for a protein of 836 amino acids. NCBI's taxonomy places the organism in Eukaryota, Fungi, Ascomycota, Eurotiomycetes, Eurotiales, Aspergillaceae. Gene Ontology annotation, molecular function: NAD+ poly-ADP-ribosyltransferase activity.
AUGCCGGCUAGUGAGUUUCGCGCUCAUCGCCAAGAAGCUUCCCAACCCGGUCGAUACGCUCAUCUGAGGGACGUGAAAUCUGGAGAUUUGGAUUAUUCCAUUUCUUUCAUACUGAAGCUACCCGAAGUCCACCAGUCCGAAAUUGAAUUUCUACUUGUGGUUAGCGAUGCCCACGAUUACCCCGACAAUCACACUUUCCUCGUCAGUGCAUCCAGUCAAGAGAUCACGGAUGAAGUCGCAACUAUCAUCGAAAUAUGUCAGGAGCCACAACGCUUCUCGGGCAUCAGUAUCGACGACUCUUUGAUGGCCAUCGAUGGCCUAUCGUUUGCCGCCUCUAAAUCCCCAAGUCAUGCAGAAACCUGUUCAGCAUCUGGUGGAGAAAUUCCUGGAUUCGAAAUUUCAAAUGAAUCCGAUGACAGCGUUGAUUUCGACGAUGGGUACGAAUGGGAACCUUAUCCACAAGCCACAUCGCUUCUUCGCGAGAUGCGCAAUCAUGAUCUACACACCGCCAGUACACGUGGGUUUCGAGUCGGAUACCUUGAGGAUACAAAGGGCGAAAUGAUAGUUUCAGUCUCCUGUCAAAUCUCCAAGCUGGACAUAUCCAACGAUGCGCUGCAAGCCUGGGGCGUUGAACGCUCGGAGAAUCUCGUCCUAUUCAUCCGGUAUCCCAGAUCAUACCAAACCCUGCAACAAAUCUUCCAGACUCGUGAGAUUUCUCUCUCUGGGAUUGAGAUGCGGAUACCUCGAAGUGGAAAUGACCUUCUCUCUUCCGACCCAGACAGGCAACCAGGACUCAGAGAUUUGUUUAUCUCAUACUCUCUGCAUCACGUUCUAAACAAGCGAUUUAUCUCCAUUGCUAAGCUUCGAAGCGACUUCAACCUCUCAUGGACAGGUGCGGAGCUUUUCUCUUACGAAAUGCAAGGCAAGACAAUCGAUGAUGCCGGGCUGGAAGAAAAGCAUUGGGCUCAAGAUGAAUGGUCGACCCCUGUUCCUUAUCUCAUGGAGUGCGAUCACUUUGCGGAUGCCGGAGGAAAGGUGGAAGAUUUGUCAUUACCACUUCUUGCCAUGCAAUACACCCUCCGGCACUUUGUCAGAUGCCCGGAAUUUUGUCUAGUCUGCCACUGCAAGACUGGUGAUGGGUUUGAAUCACUGAAACCCUAUGUCUGUUCCCGCCCACUGUGUCUUUUUCAGUAUCUGGAGCUAGGGUUGGGUGCUAGCAUUGAAUGUGAGGUAAGGUCAAAGCCGAUGGUAGUCGACCUCUUAGUAUCUCUCGCAUAUGCGAGUGCAGCAUCUGGUCAGCUUGACACAUUUCCAGACGGACUGCGUCUGAAGGUCCCGCUCAAGAACAGGUAUGCUUUUGAUCAAACUGGGAAGAUGCAAAUUAUCGACUUCACAAGCCGUGCACUUCUAGAUCCAGUGAAUAUGGUUCUUUCCGGGUCGAAUUUGGAAAAUCUUCAUUCAGAAGAUUGGAUCAUGAUAUGCGACGCAGAGCCUGCCAAUCCCACGGUAACUUGGCAUUGUCAGGUUACGCGAGUUCCUCUCAAAAACGAGGUUGUUCUAUCCUACCCGGUUAAGAUUACCAAUGAAGUGACUUCCCUAUCUCCUACAACGACGCAGGGCUCGGUGCUUCCCCCCUCCAAUACUACAAAACACCACAUCAAAUUCUCUCGUUACCAUCACGACUUUGAAGAAUUGUCGCACCAAGACAAACGAAGUUCAAUCAAGCUGCUGCUUGAUACUUUGCCAAGCAUUGAUAUAAUUGCAGAUCUCCUCAGUGAAUCCAGUACCCGAGGUCUUCGCUCAUGCUUAAAGGGUAGAGUUAGCCCAGCAGCCUUCGACUUGCUCCGUUGGAUCAUCGCCUCAAACCGAUCAUACAUUGUGCAUGAAACCGAGAAAUCGGCCCAUAUCCACGAGCAGAUGAGUAAGCAUCUCAGAUUUCGGUUUAUACAGGGUGCUCCUGAUAGGGAACAUCGCUUCCUGAAAGCUGUACAGACCCACGCAGACAACAUUGAGCCUUCAACAAUUUCCGCAUGGCAUGGAAGCCCACUUCACAACUGGCACGGCAUCCUGAGAGAGGGCCUUCACUUUCGCAAGAUUACACAUGGUCGUUCCAGUGGGAAUGGGGUUUACCUUUCGCCAAAUUUCUCGGAAUCAUUGUCCUUCUCUCAAAGAGGUGCGGGAGGUAAGAAUUGGCCGCAAAGCGUGCUGGAUAUCCAGUACGUUAUCUCUCUCAACGAAAUCAUCAACUGUCCAGACAACUUUGUCUGUAGAGCGCCACACUACGUUGUGCAAUUCAUAGACUGGAUUCAACCAAGAUAUCUUCUUGUUAAGAUUCCUACUUCACACCCAAAAUCACCCCGAAAGGGAAAGCGGCCAACCUCGAACCCACGGACCGAGGAGGACAUUGUGACAGACAGAGUGUCAAAGAAAGCGCGAAAGUACUCCGCUGGCCAGUUGGAUUCGAUCUGGAACUCACUGGAUGCUGAAGAUGGAGGCCCACUCCUUCUGUAG